Rotaria socialis is the source of this 444-nucleotide messenger RNA. NCBI's taxonomy places the organism in Eukaryota, Metazoa, Rotifera, Eurotatoria, Philodinida, Philodinidae. The record is from the annotation of a GenBank genome assembly.
AUGCUUGCUUCAUCGAACUACUAUUUUAGUAUCUAUCAGCCUGCAAAGCUUCCAAGCGCAACAUCAUCAAAAGUGAAAAAUGCUUCAGACACAAUUUUACAAGUACUUCGGAACUGGUUCGAUAAACACGAUCUGCCAUGGGAUGAGAGUGAACCUAUCCUUAGUGAUUAUGUUCCAUUUCUGUUUGCUGGUAUUCCUUGUGCUGGUACAUUCUCCGGAACAGACACCAUAAAAACAAGUGAACGACGAGAUCGUUAUGGUAGAGUGUUGGGUCAUGGGUACGACGGGAUCGCUGGUAUACAUUUUGAUUCAUGUUACCAUCAGGCAUGUGAUACAAUAGAAAAUAUCAAUCCAUUUGGUUAUGAGACGAUGGUGAAAUCAGCUGCACAUGUAUUAGAAACGCUUGCUCGAAUAUUCAAUUUGAAUCUCUGGUUGUAUGAGUAA